AAGCUGAUGCCGAGCAUUCAAAGGCGGCUCAUCGGGACGUCAUUCGGAAAGUGGGAGCAGGCGCUAUCAACAAAAGGUGGAGGUUUCCUCGAGCGUAAACAGCUACAGAUACCUUCGAGUCCCACCACAACCCAGAUACAGACUCUGAGAGAGCAUCCCAGCACAAGCUUACUCACCCACAAUGCCUGAAGUCAAGAUUUAUGAAGUGAAAGAGCCGUACAUCGAGAUACGUUGCUCUCUCGGCGAAGGACCUUUCUGGGAAGAGGCGACCAAUACGGUACGCUUUCUCGAUGUCGAGAAGCAGGAGCUGCACCGCGUAGACAUCAGCAAGGGACCUUCAAGCCACAAGCUUGUGAAGAAACUUGACAUUUCAUUGGGCUGCACCGCAGACAUUGAAGGAAAUGAUAAGGAGUUCAUCUUCGGUGGUAAAUACGGCUAUGGCGUUGCAAAUAAAGAGACUGGAGAUUACCGCUGGGUCAAAAAGGUCUGGUCUGAGGAUGAGAUCAAAGCAAACAAGAACGAGAAGUUCCGUGGCAAUGAUGGCGCAGUAGACUCGCAGGGCCGUUUCUGGGCUGGCUACAUGUUCGAUCCAUUGGUGGAGGAGAUGAGGUCUGAUGGUGCCGUCUUCCGUCUUAACCCUGACCUGUCUCUUGACCGCCCUCUCAGCGACAUUUGCAUUCCAAACGGCACAACAUGGAACAAGAAGGAUGACACUAUGUUCUUCGCUGACAGCCCCGACAAAAUUAUCUACCAGUUCGACUACGAUCCGAAGACUGGCUCGGUUACAAACAGACGCCCCUUCUUCACCAUGCCCGAGGACAACAAGUAUGGCGAGAACGCAGUACCAGAUGGCCACUGCAUCGAUGAGGAGGGAUACAUGUGGACUGCGCUGCACGACGGAGGCCGCGUUUUGAGAAUAUCGCCUCAAGGCGAAGUCGUCGCUGAGAUCAAGCUCCCUACUAGCCAGGUCACCUGCCCCUGCUUUGUUGGCACACAACUGUUCAUCACAUCGGCGGGCGGUGGAGCACCUAGCGGAGAUGAUGGUAAGCCAGUAGAUAAAUAUGCAGGCAGCUGCUUCUUAGUCGACGUUGGUGUUCGCGGCUUGAAGAGGUUCAAAUUUAAGGGCGGCGAAAAGAUCGAGGGUGGCAAGGUCGAUGGCAAGGUGGUCGGGGAGUAAGAAGUGCUGCACCGAACGGACAGCUCAGGCUUAUUCUCUGGUAGCGCAGUGGUGUUCACACAGCAAUUCACCUUUUUUGACAUACUGUGCUCUAGUGCUAAGGCACACGCAAACUGCGAACAAUACCUGAUCCACUCGACCAGUCCAUGUCCUUCACCAGCUGAGGUUACGAAGAUGUUGACUCCGCUAACCAAUCUUGCAAUUCUCUCUCAAGCAACGCCAUUAAUCCAUCCGUACGCGACCUAAUUUGAACUUUGAGGCCGCUGCGGCAGCAAAGGGGGGCAAAGCCAUAGCUGCUGGGAGUGAUUUGCGUCGUAGAGAUGCGUGGGACGGUGAGAGGGUGACGUGGGUGAUGAGUAAAUAAUUGUACGUAGCGGGU
Molecule: messenger RNA, 1556 nt
Organism: Boeremia exigua
Lineage: Eukaryota; Fungi; Ascomycota; Dothideomycetes; Pleosporales; Didymellaceae
Product: regucalcin
Exons: 4
Coding region: 182-1177 (331 amino acids)
Biological process (GO): L-ascorbic acid biosynthetic process
Molecular function (GO): calcium ion binding; gluconolactonase activity
Source: RefSeq, a predicted model, not a curated record